Molecule: messenger RNA, 1314 nt
Organism: Cladophialophora immunda
Lineage: Eukaryota; Fungi; Ascomycota; Eurotiomycetes; Chaetothyriales; Herpotrichiellaceae
Exons: 1
Coding region: 52-597 (181 amino acids)
Source: RefSeq, a predicted model, not a curated record
CUGCGCUUAGUUCGCGCAUUCGAGCGAAUGACACGAAGGAUCUAACAAACAAUGGCAUUCAAUGCCAAAAACCUACAGUAUAACAAGCAAGAACCCACCUUCCUUCGCAGGUUGAAAGGGGAAGUCGGAGGCCUCGAUGGACGACACAACGUACAGAUCCCUCGGCCAAAAAAGGAUAGGUUGAAGACAGGUGACGAUGAUGAAGACGAGCCAGUAAUCCUGGACGAGCGGGGUGAGCGAGUUGAAAAGGCCGAAUUCGAGCGGAUGAUGAAAGGGGAGGACGAGACUCAAAACCCAGCGGACGGGGAGGACGCUGGUGCUACUGGGACUCAAGCAGAAGCAAGCCAAGGUUCCGAGCAACUUGAGAGGCAGAGGGUGACAGAGAUUGGCUUUGCAGCGAAUGCAAAGAAGAGGAAGGCUGUCAAAGUGGUCGGGGGCGAAGACGAAGAUGACCGGGAUGUGAAUGAUAAAGCCCACAAACAGAAAGAUGGCCCAAGGGAGACAGAUGAGGAGACUCAUACGGCUAAGACCAGACCAGCUCCACCAAAGAAGAAAGGAAAGAAGAUCAAGUUGUCCUUUGACGAUCCAGAUGGGUGAAGAGAACGACACCAAACCCCCACCAUCUGAAAACGCUCUUGACCGGUCCUUACACGUGAGUCGGUCCAUCAGAGUCGGGCCUCAGGCACGGCUGCAUUGCAGAGGUGACGUUAGAAGACAUCAAAAUCGGAGCGCGUCUUCGCUUUGAUGUGAAGGGGUUACCCAGCCUUAUUGAGGACUCAAGGUCAAGCUCCUCCUUGAGGAGAAUCGAAAUCUCCCACCACUAGGAAAUGAAAUCCUGAAGCAAGCGACCCAAGCCGGUCCUUGGGGCAAUGAAACCAGGUGCCGCAGAUUGAAAGAGACCCCAGCACAAGGCUCGAUACGACUACAUGCAACGGAGUCGUCAGGCUAGGCGUGGGAAACGUCACCAUUCACGGUCGAAAAAUGAGACUGAGAGCGUACAAUCGUGGAUUCCCAGUUAAAUCGCACACAAAAAACACAUCAGGGACGCCUCAGCCCAUCUCCCUCAUGAUCCUCCCAAUCUCCCUCCGCGCGAACUUCUCCCUCUCGGGCUUCGGCAUCUCUGACCCAGCCUCGCGGAUUGCGACGACUCUCUCCAUCAACGUCUGCAGCUGCUCGACCUGCGUGUCUUCAUCUUCUUGCUCCCUCUCGGGACCUUCCUGGUUAUUGUCAUCACUGUCGUCAGCGUCUUCAAGCAUCGACAUCUUUAACUCCAUCAUCUCACGUUGGAGUUCAUAGUCAAACCCUAGCAGCCCC